AUGGGUUCUAUUCCGGAAAAGACGCUUUUGGACAACUCAAUCGCUACCCAGGCCAACGAUGCCCAGAGGGCAGCACACCUAGCCAACAAUAUCGGCACUCUUGGUACAUCUUUUCUCCUCGACGAUGAAGAGGGUCGUCUUGCCCUUCUAAAGCAGGCCCGGUCACUGCUACAGGCGCUGGAGACCCCAAGAGAGACGAUGAUUAAACAUUGUUGGGCUCAGCCUGCUGUGACCUUCGUCAUUGCGACUGGCAUUGAGUCGGGCCUGUUUCAGUACCUGGCCCAAAACCCUGGUCCGAAGACCGUGGAUCAUCUAGGCAAAGCUCUUCGUUUUGAUAUCGAUGUACUUUCUCGCACACUGCGUCAUCUCUGCUCAAUGGGAUACCUCAAGGAAGUUGGCCCGGAUGAGUACGCCGGCACAAACUUCACCAAGUCGCUGAGUUUACCGAUCAUAGCCGGCGGAUAUCCUUGUCUCGUCGAAAGUUGCUGGCCGACAUUUUCGAAUUUCCCCCUCUACCUCAAAAAGCACGACUGGUCCAUCUCGCCGGACCCUAGAGAGGGGCCAAUGCAGGAUGUCAUCGGUAAAGAUAACAACUUCUUCAAGCACAUGAUGACCAAUCAUCCCGCCGGAGAAUUCCAGAACCAUAUGGCCGGAUACAGGCAAGGACGCCCUUCCUGGAUGGAUGAUGGAUUUUUCCCUGUUUCAGAGCGCCUUGUCAAAGGCGCAGACAGUUCAUCAGAGGCGGCUUUUCUGGUCGACAUUGGCGGUAGCAUCGGCCACGAUCUAGACGAGUUCUGUCGAAAGCAUCCCACUGCUCCGGGCCGACACGUCCUCCAAGAUCUUGAAUACGUACUAUUCCAAGUUCAGAAGGUUGACCCCAAGAUUGAGCCCAUGUCGUACGAUUUCCACACAGAGCAGCCCGUCAAAGGCGCAAGAGCCUAUUAUAUGCACUCUGUUUUACACGACUGGACGGAUGAUGUUUGCAGGAGCAUCUUGUCGCGCGUCACUGCGGCAAUGAAACCGGGUUACAGCAAGCUCCUCAUUAAUGAGAAUGUGAUUCCCUCGACGGGGGCUGAUUGGCAGGCUACGGCGCUGGAUAUGAUGAUGAUGACACUCUUUAGUUCCAGGGAGCGAACAGAAGAGCAAUGGCGCAAGCUUCUGGAACCUGCUGGUCUCAAGAUUGCCAAGAUUUGGUCAGCGGGUGAAGGCGUAGAGAGCUUGAUCGAGUACCAACCUGCGCGAGCUCAGCUUUCCCCCGCGACUAUGUUCACUCCAAUCCGAGUCGCCGCCUGCCACGUCUCGCCUAUAUUCCUCUCCGCGCGACGCACAACCGAAAAGGCAAUCUCCCUCAUUGACCAAGCAUCCAGGAACAAAGCAAACCUCGUUGUCUUCCCAGAGACCUACAUCCCAGCGUUCCCUAUCUGGUCCUCCCUGCGCGCCCCCUUUGAGAACCAUGACCUCUUCAAGUCCAUGGUGCAGGAAUCCGUCCACAUCGACGGUGAAGAGAUAGACGCUCUCCGCUCCACGGCAAAGAAGCUCAACGUACUGCUUAGCGUCGGCAUUUCUGAAAAGGCUCGCUACAGCAGCGCGACGCUUUUUAACACUAACGUCAUUAUCGGUACUGACGGAGAGAUCCUAGUCCAUCACCGAAAACUCAUGCCAACGUUUUUCGAAAAGUUGACGUGGGCGCCCGGAGAUGGCUACGGCCUGCGCGUCGCAGAGACGCGAUUUGGGAAGAUUGGGAAUCUCAUUUGCGGGGAGAACACAAACCCGCUUGCGAGGUAUGCGCUCAUGGCGCAGGGAGAGCAGAUUCAUAUCUCCACAUGGCCUGCGAUAUGGCCGACGAGAGUUCCGAAAUCCAAGGAGACAAGCUCUCGAGUGGGAUCAAGCGUGGCUAAAGGGGCCAACUAUGACAAUGUUGCUGCCAACAGGACGAGGGCGGCUGCACACUGCUUUGAGGCUAAAAGCUUUGGUGUUCUCUGCUCAGGAGUACUGGGCGAGGAUGCAAUUGAGUCUGUCUCUUCGGGGGCGAGUCAAGAAGACGUGGUCUCCCAAGCGCUGAGAGAUUCGCCACGGGGCGCGACCAUGUUCUUGGACUCAACGGGCGCAUUAUUGCCGGGGUUUACAAUUGAAGAGGGAACUCUCCGAGAAACCCCGUCAGAAUUCUUGCAACACGAAGAAGGCAUCUUGUAUGCCGACUUAGAUGUUGGGGAUUGUGUUGAGGGAAAGCAGUACCACGAUGUGGUUGGCGGGUAUCAACGCCUAGACGUAUUUGAUCUCAAGGUUGACCGUAGGCGGCGGGAACCGGCUCUGUUUAGGGGAGACAAUCUCAUACAGAAAGGAUAA
Molecule: messenger RNA, 2346 nt
Organism: Colletotrichum paranaense
Lineage: Eukaryota; Fungi; Ascomycota; Sordariomycetes; Glomerellales; Glomerellaceae
Product: O-methyltransferase
Exons: 4
Coding region: 1-2346 (781 amino acids)
Molecular function (GO): O-methyltransferase activity
Source: RefSeq, a predicted model, not a curated record